Messenger RNA from Miscanthus lutarioriparius, 1191 nucleotides. The record is from the annotation of a GenBank genome assembly. Lineage: Eukaryota; Viridiplantae; Streptophyta; Magnoliopsida; Poales; Poaceae.
AUGGCGGACCAGCAACAGCCCCAGCAGGAGGAGAUGAACGCGGUCCGUGCCGGUGGCCUCGACCUGCCUCCAGGGUUCCACUUCCACCCGAGUGACUAUGAGAUUGUUAGCCACUACCUGACGAACAAGGUGCGCAACAUGGACUUCACCUACACAGCCUUUGAAGAGGUCGACCUAAAAAAGACUGAGCUAUGGAACCUCCCGAUUAAAGCAAAAUGGGGUGAGAAAGAGUGGUACUUCUUCUACCAAAAGGACCACAAGUACUCGACGGGGUUGAGGGCGAACCGAGCCACAAAGGCCGGUUAUUGGAAAGCAACAGGCAAAGACAAGGAGGUCUACAACACCAUAGAAGGGGUGGUGCUGCUGGUUGGCAUGAAGAAGACUCUUGUCUUCUACAAGGGCAAGGCUCCUAGGGGCGAUAAAACCAACUGGGUGAUGCAUGAGUAUAGGCUUGAAGGUAGUGGCAGGCGCCCUGGCCCCACAUCCGCAACCAACUCAGCCACCAAUGUCGCGAUGGCCAUGAAAACUUCAGCUGCUGCUUUCAAGGAUGAGUGGAUGGUCUGUCGUGUGUUUGAAAAGACCACUGGGAUCAAGAAGACGAUUGCACCGGCAUACCAGGUGGCCAUGGAUGGUGCUGAGAUUGAUCAGAAUCAGAACAACAUCUCGACCAUCCCCAUCCCCAUGCCACUGCAGCUACCGCUGCCCGUGCCCAUGCCCAUGCAAUUUCCCAUCCUGCCAGACUUCGCCAUGGACCCGGUGCCCCCAUACUACCCCAAUGCCGGUGCGGGGAUGCCGCCUAUGGCAGGUAUCGGUGGCGCUGGCAGGCUCCAGAUCAACGAUGCCCUAUUCGACAAUCCAAUAGUCGCGCCACCGCAGAUGAACUUCUACCACCAGAUGGGCAUGGGGGCUGCAGCUGGCCAGGUGGGCAUGGGGGCAGUAGCUGACCAGAUGGACAUGGGGGUAGCAGCUGACCAGAUGGGCAUGGGAGUAGCAGUUGCCCAAAUGGACAUGGGAGCAGCUGGCGCUGGUGGCUUCGAUGUUGCUGCGCCAGAGAGUAGGCCAUCCUCGAUGGUGUCACAGAAGGACGAGCAUGCUAAUGCCGCUGAGAUCUCGUCAAUGAUGUGCGUGACCGGCCCAGUGUCUGCGACCACCACCAUAGAGAUGGACAGCAUAUGGAAGUACAAGCACUGA